CGCCUGUCCUUACUUCUUGCUGGCAUUACAUUACAGGUUAGCGUGGGCGUUUUGGGCUGCGCCGAUCGAGGAGGUCUCCAAAUCACCCUUGAAUCUACAGGAGCUGAAUCAGAUGGUCAGUACAAUCGAGGAGGUCAAGAAGGUCAAGUUUGCAGAGGGAUUCAACCCGGAUGUCGACUGCAUCCGACUUUCUUUAGAUCCUGUCCUGGCCACGCAUCGCCCACUCGUCUAUUAUGUGUUGCUCUGGCUGGCAAAUGCAUUUGCAGGAAUCGUCCUCAAGACUUGUGGAUUCAUGCGAUAUGAUACCACUCUGGAGAAAGGACAUGACUUUGUAUCUAGCAACAAAGUAGUAUACGAGGCGUCCCAAAAUACUAGGUGCCCCCCGGAUUUGGCAUACUGGUAUAGAUGUCCGACCAACCCGCAGAACGAAGUUCCGCUAGUUUUUAUCCACGGCAUUGGCAUUGGUCUCAUCCAGUAUAUUCAUCUUAUCGUUGCCCUGACCUAUGUCUCACGUCCCCUGAUUCUAAUUGAGGUCCCUUAUGUUUCCAGUCAGCUUUUCCAAACUGACUGCAUGACCCCGGAUGAGACCUACUUUGCAAUCGAGCGGAUCCUGAAGACGCAUGGUCACCCCAAAGCCACGUUUAUGGGGCAUUCUCUUGGUACCAUGCUUUGUGCUGCUGUCUGUCGUGCCAGUUCUGCUUCAUCUCCAAAGUCUAUUGUUGCAGGAUUAGUCCUAGUAGACCCUGUCUGCUUUCUGACGCAUCACUCGAUUGCACACAACUUUGCGUACCGAACCCCGGUGACAGCCAGUCAGCUCGUCAUGGACCUGUUUGCGGCGCGGGAAAUCGGCACAUCCUGGUACAUCAUGCGCAGGUUUUGCUGGAACCAGUCCGUCAUGUUCCCAAUUGCUUGGGCGAGGCGACACCAGGAGCCUUUACCCUUUCAAGGACAACUGUCACCCGUUUUGCCAGAAAAGACGCGCGUGUUUUUGUCAAAGAACGACAACUUGCUGAAUAUGGCCAAGGUAACAGAGUACCUGAGGACGCAGGUCGGACUAACAGAGGGACAAGAGAGUGGCGAGUUGGUAGUGAUGGAAGGUUUGGACCAUGCUCAGCUCUUGCUGCGAUCAGACUGGUUUGCAAAAAUCGUUCAGGCUGCACAGGAAUGCUAGUUAUAGAAGCAGCCUUUUUUCACUAAUCUUGUAUCAUAAGUAGUUAGAGUAUAAUAAUAUUCCAGCCAUAUUUGCCCUAAUAAUAUGCCCUAAUAAUAUGCCCUACUAGUGUCUAUGAAUCUAUUGCUACUUUUUUGGAGCCUGGAUAGCGUGGAACGAGGCUGGGAUGUCGCGACAG
Gamsiella multidivaricata is the source of this 1349-nucleotide messenger RNA. RefSeq names its product Alpha/Beta hydrolase protein. The record is from RefSeq and is a predicted model, not a curated record. The transcript has 2 exons. NCBI's taxonomy places the organism in Eukaryota, Fungi, Mortierellomycota, Mortierellomycetes, Mortierellales, Mortierellaceae. The coding region runs from base 113 to 1171 and encodes 352 amino acids.